UGUGAGUAAAGUGGACAGAAUGCAAAGCGCAAUGUAUGACAACUCUCAUCAUGAGUACGGUGGUCUGGGUUACCGAAACAGCGCUGAGGACCCCGCCAUAGAACAGAAAACUGCCUACUUCAACAAUGGUGUGAAUACAACGUAUAAAUACAGGCCCGCGAACUUGACGUGCACCAGCGCGGAGACCAACGUGAAUGAUGCCAACAAUACGAGACAGGACUAUAGCAUGGCCCCGGCGUACGCGGCUAACACUGUCAAUAUGAUGAGCACUGUCGGUCAAGAGUCAGAACUGUCCGCAGGCGAGGGGUCACCACAAAGGGCUAUGUACGCAUGGAUGACCGAUCAUCGCCAUUUCAACCACAAUACAGGAACAGCAUCGUCUCAACAAAAGCAUGGUGAUACACAGAAUGGAAGAUCUCCAAUCAAAAGAAUGAGAACGAACUUCUGUACAGCCCAGCUGGUGGAAUUGGAGAAAGAGUUUAGAUUCAACCGAUAUUUGCAAAAACAGCGGAGAACAGAGUUGUCCAGCGUGUUAAAUCUGACUGAGCGCCAGAUCAAAGUCUGGUUUCAAAACCGGAGAAUGAAAUUCAAGAAGGAGAUGAAAGACAAAGGUCUAGUGGACCCAUAUCAGGCGGGCAUGACCUGCGUCACCACCGAGACGAAAGGGAAUGAAGACAGCGAAUACAACGUUGCUCUCCCACCAACACAGCCCAGUGAAGAAAAUAGUGACUUAGUGUUCCAUUACCAUGACAACAAGUCUGGCUGUUUUGGCGGCGCGAACGAGGACAUGAGCUGCCGAGAGUCAGUUCCCCAUGAACCAGCAGCGUUCCACAUAACUCAGCUUUGAAUGGCCACAAAGUCUGCGUACUCACUGAUAGUCUGGGUUUUGUUUUCUUUUAAACGUAGGCUUAAACCACAGGGUAAAUUAUUGACGAAAGUCAUGAAAUAAACAUUUCUAACUACCUCAAGAACUCUCAGUACUCUGCCGAUCCUCUGACGUCACCUUUUUAAAAAAAAAAUUCAAGUGAUUACCGAUCAUUCCAGAAAAAUACUUUUCACCAAGAAAGCUACUUUUAGUCGUACGAAUUUUGGUGCCGUUACGGCUACGAAUUGCGUAAUGUUUUCAAGACGUAAUUUAUAUUGCAGCUUACCAUUCACGUGAUUGACCUGGUCACACCCUGCUCAUUAACGAGGUCAACAUUGUUUGCCGCGAAAGAGGAGAUAUCAAUGCGCGCCCUGAGAACGUUAUUUCACUAACGUUACAAUAAAAUUCAUAACUUAUGAUGCAUAUUAAUUAUUAACAAUACUUUGGGCAACAUAUGACGGUCGCCUGAACUCAAAAUACUCUCUAUUUGUUUGUGCCCUACCCCGACAGAAUCAACUGAAAAUUACCGAAGUAUAGGCUGGCAUGAUCAUUACUAAAAUUUGAUGAGAAAUUAUGACAUGUUGGUGUAGUUUAGACACGCAACAUAACUUUUUUAUUUGAGAAAGUUAACAAUUUCAUCGGAUAAACAUUGCACAGAGACUACACUCUGCAGUCUCCAUCACUGAAACGAAUCUAUUGCAAACAAUGACAGGUCUACCCAUGAUUUUGCUUUCAACGUUUUAACCUAUUUGCUUCGAAUACACGCACCGAUAACUUGCCCACAAUCCACUUGCAUGAUUUUGCGCCUGUUUUUUUUUUCGGAUGGACAAAGGAAAACACGAAAAAUACGAAAUGCAUAUCCGACUCCCCGUAUUUAUCUAGCAGGACAUCUCUGAUUGGAUGAUAAUUGGCAGGCUUUGUUACAAUAACUGCGAUUGGCUAUUGACCUGCAUAUGCCCCCCCCCCUCAUCAGAAAUGCGUAUAGUAUUUAGAAUGUAAUAAGAAUAAAUCCCGAUCCCAUUACGUGACAAGUCAUCGUCGCAUAGGGAUAUCUUUUAAACCGGCCUUCAAUGCUGGUGUUGUGUAUGUAAAUCUUCAUCAUAAAAACCGUGUCAUAAUUGUGACACUUUCACUGUGCGGUAAUGCACUGGACCCGUAUCCAUGGAAACCCAUGAACAAGAAUGACUUGAAUUAGUGACGUCAUAGAAAUGUCAAAGCUCGGUAGUUAUGGUAAACUCUUUUCUCUGCCAUUUUAGAAUGUUUUUGGUUUCCCAUAUAAUCGGUCAGAUUACGGAGUCUAUUUGACCAUCUUGUCGCUCUAUCUCAACGACGCCUCGGCAAUCAAUCACACGGAGAAGAUACCAACCCCAGAUGAAGCGUCGAAUCUUGCAUCUCUUUUCUUGGUUACCAUGGCGAUAGGACACUAUCUGCCUGUCUUUACUUUUUAACACAGCAUUGUAAUUAAUGCGCUUGAUAAUGAUGAUAAAAUUGUUUAUCUUCGAGAGGAAGGAGCAUUUCACA
Molecule: messenger RNA, 2386 nt
Organism: Saccoglossus kowalevskii
Lineage: Eukaryota; Metazoa; Hemichordata; Enteropneusta; Harrimaniidae
Gene: hox3
Product: homeobox 3
Biological process (GO): regulation of transcription by RNA polymerase II
Cellular component (GO): nucleus
Molecular function (GO): DNA-binding transcription factor activity, RNA polymerase II-specific; RNA polymerase II cis-regulatory region sequence-specific DNA binding
Source: RefSeq, marked provisional